This is a messenger RNA of Naegleria gruberi, 879 nucleotides long. RefSeq names its product protein kinase. The transcript has a single exon. Gene Ontology annotation, biological process: protein phosphorylation. The record is from RefSeq and is a predicted model, not a curated record. The coding region runs from base 1 to 879 and encodes 292 amino acids. Gene Ontology annotation, molecular function: protein kinase activity; ATP binding. Lineage: Eukaryota; Heterolobosea; Eutetramitea; Acrasida; Naegleriidae.
AUGAAAUGGAUUGAAAGUUUUAAAAAGAAUUCUGACACUGGUUCAGCAACACCUUCAUUGGAAAAACAAUCUGUUGGAAGCAGUGUUGGUAACUCUUCAUCGUCCUCCUCUGAUUUCCCUUCCUCUUUCCAAAUGGAUUUGAAAGCUAACGAAACUUUUUCCAAUAACAAUGAAAAGGAGCAAGAAAAUGAAUUUGAAAAGAGAUAUAUCAUUUUGGAGAAAUUGGGAGAAGGUGGAUUUGGAAAGGUCUAUAAAGUAAAGACCAAAAAGACAAAUCAAAUUAGAGCUGUCAAGAUUGUUUCACCAAGUCAGGAUUUCACAAUCAAUCAGGCCUUAUCUGAAGCAUUGAAACAAGCUCAAUUAUAUAGAGAUGAUAAUCACAUUGUUCACGUGUAUGAUGUCUUUAUUGCAGUGGAGAAUUAUGGGCAGAUUGUUUGCAUUGAAAUGGAUUGUAUGGAGGGAAAUCUACGUACAAUCUUUAGAGGAAGAAAGGUUUCGGAAGGAAUGAUUUGGUCAAUUCUGAGGCAAAUUGGAGCUGCUCUCAAGUUCCUUUCUGAGAGUGGAAAGAUUGUACACAGAGAUAUCAAACCAGAUAAUAUUCUUGUUAAGAAAGUGGAUUUUGAAACAGACGAAAUUGACGUUUAUUUGAGUGAUUUCGGAUUGGCCAAGUCAACCCAAAAUUCCAUGCAAACAUCACAUCUUUCAGGAACCAUUUUCUUCCUAGCUCCAGAAAUUCUUGAUUUUGGAAAUUCAUUGAAUGGUGAGACAUGUCGUACUCCUUAUUCGAUUGCUUCUGAUAUAUUUGCACUAGGAGUUUCUCUCUAUCAAAUUAUGUGUCAAACGUUGCAUCGUUCCUCGCAACUAGCCAACCUUUCUUAA